Molecule: messenger RNA, 3460 nt
Organism: Macadamia integrifolia
Lineage: Eukaryota; Viridiplantae; Streptophyta; Magnoliopsida; Proteales; Proteaceae
Exons: 12
Coding region: 1-2889 (962 amino acids)
Biological process (GO): rRNA processing
Cellular component (GO): small-subunit processome; nucleolus
Source: RefSeq, a predicted model, not a curated record
AUGAAACUCCGGCCCCGGUCAGAAAAUCAGGUUAAACGUAUAUCUGUAACCAAACAUCAGUGGCGGAAGCCUGAUGCCUGUGAAGAGAGGUAUUGGAGCCAGGAAAAACAGUUCGUUCGCUCUUCUUUCGCCGCUGUGGGAGCCGAAGGCCUCAUUCCUGCAAAGAUAGUGUUGGAGAAGAAGAGAAGGAUGAGAGAGGAUACUAAACAGAGGAAAGACGCGAGCGGUAUGAAGAGAAAGCAGUUACAUUCUACUGUAGAUAAGAAGAAGAGAACGAAGAAGAAGGAUGAGCGGAAAAAGACUGGUCCUAGGUUGCCCUCUGCGUUGAAACGCGAGCUCGAUGUCCUAAACCCUAACCCAAGGAACAGUGACGAAGAGAUCGAUUCAGAUGUCGGUGAUGUGUACGAGUACGAAGAGCGUAUGCCGGAAGAGGAGUCGAAGAAGAAUCGGAGAUUCGAUACUGUUGAUAACCUCGAAUACGAGCUUCCAGACGAAUUUGAGGAUGAGAAUUUGCCAUCAGAAGAUGAUGAUGAUGAUGAUGAGGAUAAUGAUAGUGGUGAAAGGAGCAGAAGAAGAGAUAAUUCGAACCGGUUGGAUGAUGAGGUUGAAGAGGAUGAUGACGGAAGGCAUGCAAAGAUGCUGCAAGGAAUUACUGGUAUCCCGAGUGAGGCCUUUGAAGGUAAAAAGAAGAAGAACACUGUUGUUCUGUCGGAAGCCCACCCAGAAUCGGAGUACAAUCCAAGCAGAGGUGCUAUUGAUGGUGAUGGAAACAUAAGUGUUGAGGAUCUAUUAGGAAGUAUCCAGGGAAUGUCCGGCUACAGUAAGGUCCGAAAGAGAGUGCAUCAAGUGGACAAAAAGUCUAAGUCCGUUCUGGCUCCUCUUCCAAAGGCUGAUCGUGAGAAGUUGGAGAGGAAAGUUGUGUAUGAAAAAUCAAAGAAGGAGAUUACUAAGUGGGAGCCAUUAGUCAAGAAGCAUCGGGAAGCACCAACUCUGUAUUUUGAUGAAGAUAUAAAUGUCGGGUACUCGACUGUGGGGGCAAUUGCAUCUGAAUUUGAACCUAAAACUGAUUUUGAGAAGAAGAUUUAUUCCCUAGUUCAGGAUGCCAAGCUUAUGGAAGCGCAUAACAAGGAUGGUGCAAGGCUUCUUGAGCUCAACAAGAUAUCAGUCAAAGAUGUAAAAGAUCGUCAAAAUCGUCUUGCUAAAAUGCGUAGCCUUCUUUUCCGUAACGAAAUGAAGAGUAAACGCAUCAAGAACAUUAAAUCCAAGAUAUACCAUCGGUUAUCGAAGAAGGAUAAACUGAAAUCAGCAUCUGCUGGAAUGGAAAUGGACCCAGAAGCUGCUAAGGAGCAAGCAAAGAAGCAAGAGUUCAAACGAGCUGAGGAACGUAUGACGCUGAAACACAAAAACAGUUCCAAGUGGGCAAAACGUAUUUUGGAACGUGGUCUAAACACCCAGGAUGAAGGAACUCGAGCUGCUAUUUCUGAACAACUUCAUCAACAUGCACUGUUGACCAGAAAGAUGAAUUCUGCGAAGGAUAAUAGUAGCAGUGAAGGUAGUAGUGAUGAGAAUGAGGAGGAGGAUAACGAGCUUUUUUUGAGCUCAGAUCAGGACAGGGCAUCCAAGCUUUUAACCAGGAUGAAAGAGAAGACACUUGAACUCAUGGAAGAUGUGGAGCAGCCUAAAUCAGGGGUGCUUUCGAUGCCAUUCAUGGUUAAUGCAGAAAAAAAGAGAAAGGCAGAAGCAUAUAGAGAAGCAGAACUUACACUUCGAGAGUGUGAGUCCAUGGUAGAGCAGCUUGAUGAUACUAUUGAGUCGGAAAAUCCAAAAAUAGGAACUUUAAGUGGUAGACGGGUAUUUGGGGCAGCUAGAAACAAUACCCAAGAAUUAAGUAAUAAGAAAUCAAAGAACAUAAGUGAUUACAGUGACAGCGAAGACGAAUUAGCGGCCAAAGAAAACAUUGAUGGGGGCCAGGAAAAUGUUGGUCUUCCACAAAAGGAUGUUCAAAUUGAUCCGGGGUCACUCCAUGAAGAGUCUGGUGUUGGUCGGCAGCCUGUGUUUAAGAGCUUUGAUGAUAUUGUUAAAGACCCUGGACACAGGACGACAUUUGAAGUAGCUAUUUUUGCAUCAGACUCCUGGAGAAAGAUGAAGACUGGAAAAGAGGUAGAUGGCAAAAAUGGCAAGACUUCGGUUGUGGUAGAGCCUCGUCAGGAGCUGAAGGAGGUAGAUGAGGAUACUGGUACAGACAGUGAAGAAGAGAUGGUGGAUGGGAUUCUAUCUUCUGGUGCAAAAGCCAGCUAUGAACUUCCAUCUCAAGAAGACCUUAUACACCGUGCUUUUGCUGGUGACAAUGUAGAGGAAGAGUUUGAGGACGAUAAACUGGAAAUUCUGAAAGAGGAGAAUCCAGAACCUGAGAAGCCAGUAUUACUUCCAGGCUGGGGCCAAUGGACUCAUAUCCAGCAGAAGAAAGGCUUGCCUUCUUGGAUGCUUGAAGAGCAUGCAAAUGCCAAAAAGACACGGGAAGAAUCCCUGAUGAAGAGGAAGGAUGCACAUCUGAAACAUGUCAUUAUCUCUGAAAAGAUUGACAAGAAGGCUGAGAAGUUGCAUACAAAGAUAUUGCCCUAUCCAUACACAUCGAAGGAAGUUUUCGAACAGAGUAUUAGAAUGCCUAUUGGACCUGAAUUCAACCCAGCAACAUCAGUUGGUGCACUUAAUCGGCCAGAAGUGGUUAAGAAACCUGGUGUCAUAAUCAAACCAAUUAAGUUUGAGGAGGUGAAUCCUUAUGAGAAAGCUGAGGAACACAAGAGAAGUGGGCAGGCACCAAAGGCAAAGAAGAGAAGUAAAAGUCGGGGUGAGAAAGCCACUAAGAUGCAAGUGAAAAAGAAAAGUUGACUGCUAAUCUUGUUCGGCUAGAAGUUAUUGCCAUGUGGUCUAUUCUUUCUCAAAUUGAGCGCUGUAGGAGUAAGGAGGAUGAUGCUCUGCUGAUGGUGCCCAUGUCCAGUUCGUCUUUCCCCUUAACCUUUGCCCCAAAUCAAGCCUUCUGAUGGUGCGUCUGCUAUUCUAGGUGGUUGAUGCUUAUCUCAAUUUGAUCAAGGGAACCAUUAACCAUCUACUUUUGCUGAAGGUAAUCUUUACAGCCGUAUGUGCUAAGAGCAAUCUGAGUUCAAAUAUGUUCAGUUUUAUUCUUUUCCUUCAAAUCCAAAAAUGGUCUGGAUAACAAGUUUAGAGCGUGAAAAAGAAAAGAAGAUUGCAUUCAUGUAGCUUGCUUAUUUAACCAUGGAGCCAUUCUAUGUAUUUCAAGAAAUUGAAGAAGUUUUUGGAAUUCUUCUUACUCUUCUAAAAUUGUUGAAACAACACACUUCAGAUUUUGAAAUUCCUAGCCCUACUAUUGAGCACCAUGGAUCUACUUGGCAUCUUUGUAUUAUCUAUUUCAUUAAUUGACUGCAAUGAUCUCUUUUAAAAA